Sinocyclocheilus rhinocerous is the source of this 1240-nucleotide messenger RNA. RefSeq names its product carbonic anhydrase XV c (gene ca15c). Gene Ontology annotation, cellular component: plasma membrane. Lineage: Eukaryota; Metazoa; Chordata; Actinopteri; Cypriniformes; Cyprinidae. The transcript has 9 exons. The coding region runs from base 85 to 1059 and encodes 324 amino acids. The record is from RefSeq and is a predicted model, not a curated record. Gene Ontology annotation, molecular function: zinc ion binding; carbonate dehydratase activity.
ACAGUGAAGAGUACUAAAGGCGGGAAUGAAGCCAAUAACCCAUCAUAUUCCUGCUUACAGACAGACAGGUGAAUCAAGUCAGAGAUGAUUGUCUUGCUGGUCAUUUUUGCUGCUCUUCUGUGUCCCACCGUCCACAGUGCUGGUGACGCUUCAGUGGAUUGGUGCUAUCACAAGGCAGCAUGCAAUUUUACCACCUGGCCCAAGAUUGCUCCACAAUUUUGCAAUGGAUCCAAGCAAUCUCCCAUUAAUAUUGUGACUGCAAGUGUUCAGGGCAAUCCUAACCUGACUUCCUUUAACUUGACUGGUUUUGAUGACAACUCAACCUUCCUUUCAAUCGUAAACUCUGGCGACUCCGUGGUGGUUAACCUGGAUGAUGAGAAAAUGACAGUGCAAGGAGGCGAUCUUCCAGGUCUUUACAACACUAAACAAUUCCAUCUCCACUGGGGUAACGGCAGCUCCUCACCUGGCUCCGAACACACCGUGGAUGGCAAACAAUACCCAAUGGAGCUGCACAUUGUAAAUGUCCAUUCAAAAUACAACGGGAGUGUGUCAGCUGCUCUAGCUGCCAAAGACAGCACAGCAUUGGCAGUUCUUGGUUUCUUCAUUGAGGGAACCAAUGAAGCGAACAAAACAAAAAGCUGGGAUAUCCUAACAUCCUAUUUGACAAGCAUCCGCAAUUCAGGUAAUACAACCACAGACAUCAUGAAUGAAAUCACACUGAACAGUCUGAUUGAAGGUGUGGACAGGACUAAAUAUUACCGUUAUCAAGGCUCCCUAACUACACCCAGCUGUAAUGAAGCUGUGAUUUGGACAGUGUUUAAAGAGCCCAUCAAAGUCAGUCAUAACUUUAUCAACCGCUUCAGCACUACUGUCUUUUUCAAAGAUGCAAGCGCUUCAGUUCUGAACACCAACAACUUCAGAGGAGUUCAGCCGUUGAAUGGCAGAGUUGUGACGUCACAGGUGGUACAAACAGCAGCAACUCCAGCAGCUUCAUCAGCGGCCACAUCCACUUUAUCUGUUAUCACAGUACUUCUCUUGUCCAGUUUGUGUUGGCUGUAGAAAUAUGCUUUGUGCACACCUAUGAGCUGAUUUAAUUUAUUGCACUUGUAAAUGAUGUACGCUUUGAUUUGCGUUUGAUCAUGACUGAUGGUUUCUGUAAAUAUUGAUUUUAUCACUUUAUGGAAAAAUAAGAAGUUUAUGACACAUAGCGGUUCCUUUUUCUACCAAUUGUAUUUCUAUU